Molecule: messenger RNA, 13084 nt
Organism: Paramuricea clavata
Lineage: Eukaryota; Metazoa; Cnidaria; Anthozoa; Malacalcyonacea; Plexauridae
Source: the annotation of a GenBank genome assembly
UUGUCAAUUCUUAUGACAUGUGUAUUUUAGAUCAAGCGAUCAGAUUCAGCUUUCUUUUGGGAAGAACGAGAUAUUAUGGCAUAUUGUGAUAGUUCUUGGGUUGUUCAGGUAUUUGCUAGUGUAAUAUUACUGUACAUGUAUACUAUACUUAAUUUUGAUGAAAUCUCAAAAUCGACUCAAAUAGGUAUUACUAAGACCUACUUAAAAUAGUAUGUGUGGUUUCAGUUAGCAAAUAAACUCAAACUAUCUUUUAUUUGUAGUUACAUUUUGCAUUUCAAGAUGCAAAAUAUCUGUACAUGGUAAUGGAUUAUUGUGCAGGUACUGUAUACAGUAAUGGUGCAAAUAAAGUUAUUACCAAAACCGCAGAUGCCUUCACUCAUCCGAAAAAUUGUGUUUUGUUUGCAUGUCAAGAGAGUGACAUUAGCUAUUAACCAAACCAUUGCCAUUAAACAGAUUGUCUUUUUUUUUGGGAGGGGUGGGGGUGGGGGGUGGGGGGGACUGAACCAGGCAUUAAAAUAGCGUGUCCUUGUACACACUUUGUGUCCUUGUAAAAGGCGAAUGUGCCCUUGUGAAUUGAAAAGUGUGUACUUGAAAAUAUAUUAAACAGAAAAUAUAUUAAUGUAAUCCACGCAAAAUGGCCAAAUAUUUUCCAAAUCUGUUCUCAGAACACUGGAAAUGCCAUUUCAGAGACCCCCUUAAAAGCUCGCGUCUUCGACGCUAAACUUGUGGCUUCGCCACUCGUUCUCGUGAGUCAGCGCAUUUAUACCAAAAAUACGCCUCUGAAGGCAAAGUGUGUCCUUGUAAAAAUUCCGUAUUUUAAUGCCUGGACUGAACUGCUGGUGAAUUGUAAAAUGUUAAUGGCAUUUUUUUGUCUAUGAUGAUUUUGUCUUUGAUGAUUUUGUCUAUGAUGAUUUAAGACUGCUCUGUCUAAUAUGUCAGUUUUUUUUUUGUGUGUGAUAAUACUCCUCUGCAGAACUGAGAAGCACAUGCCUAUGCCAUACAGCAGUUAAACAUGUGGGCUGCUGUAUAUACCUGCAAAUUACUCUGCGAAAGACAGUGAGUUGUUAAUAAGUAAAAGUUUCAAUUAACUAUUUGUGCAUAUAGGUGGUGAUUUAGUAAAUCUAAUGAGCAACUAUGAUGUACCAGAAUCAUGGGCAAGAUUUUAUACAGCCGAAGUUGUCCUUGCUUUGGAUGCUAUACAUACUAUGGGCUUUAUACACAGGUGAGAUAUGUAUUAACAUCUAACGCACUCGAGCUUAAGCAAGCAAUUCUUUGGAGGGUGUAGCUCUGUUGGAGAGGUUCUGGCUGCUUAGUUUACUCGGCAAGCCGGUUUACGAUGAACUCCAUUCUGCGCAGCUGUCUUCUUGGUAGAAGAGACUUUCAGACAUCCCAGCAUCCCACUUGACUAAUAUCAAUGAUGCCAAGAAUUAGCCUCUGCAAGGACAGAGCUAACGUCACACCACAGGUGGAAACGGAAUUAAUAAUAAAUAAAAUAGUAACAUGAACGUAUGAGAUAUCUUAACUGCUAAGCAUACAAAGCAGAGCACAACAAACUAUAUGCACCUCCCGACCAGAGGGAAUCCAAAAAACGCUGGAUAACGCAGGAUACCAAUCUAAAAGAAAUCACCCGGACUAGCCGGAGAACAAGCCCGACGAGCGGGUGCGGCAUAAUGCAAAUAACUAACACAACACGGACGUUGCUAGCAAGGAUGACAAAAAGGACUACCCCCACCAUUUACACUACACGGACAGACAAAAGGAGUAAUGGUGAGGGGACAAAUGCACGUCCAAGCAGACGAACAAAUCACAAAAUUAAAUAUGCUGAUGCACAGAUACACACAUCGGCAAGCAGCCGAACACCCGGCAAGCAGCCGCACGGGGAGGGGACAAUAGCCCAAGAUCGAGCAAACAGCCAGAGGGGGGGGGGGGGGCAGGCAGCCCAUGGGACCGGCAAAAAACAGCCGGAGGUAGACCGGCAAGCAGCCAGCAAGCACAGGCAAGCCUGAAAACAAGAACCUGGCAAGCAGCCGGCGCUAUCGCAGGCAAGGGGGAAACACUAUCGGGUGGGUGGGUGGGAAAUCGAGUUCACAGUGUGAGAAGCAGUAUGCAAGUGAGCACAGCCCGUGAGCACAGGAAAUGGCAAACUCCCGCCCGCUGACAACAGACUGCUUCUGAUUGGUCAAUGAAAUUGAUCCUGCAUAAAUGCAUAAUUUACAUAUUAUAAUGACCCACAUCACAACUCGUGCUAGAAGUUAACUAUUUUUAUUAUUGCAUAAACACAUUGAAUUAUUAAUUCAAUUGAUGUGAAUAAAAUAAUGUAUUGUAAAUUUAAAGUUUGUUUGUUCAUGGCAACUAGGUAUGUCAAUCAUGUUUUCGCUCACUACUCUGGUUUACAUAAAUGAAUACAAAGCCCAAGAUUGUAAUCAAGACCUUGUAAUCAAAAUUGUAAUCAAGACCUUGAUUACAAUUUGACUGGGCUUUGUAUUCAUUUAUAUAAACCAGAGUAGCGAGCAAAAACAUGUAUUAUUAUAUGGCUUUUCAAAAUUCUCUAUUCUGAUUGGUUGACAAGCGGUCCAUAAAAACCCAUAUCCAGACUGUGGUGCGUAUUUUCCCUAUCUGGACCGGUGUCCUGGAUGUUGUUUAUCUGGCGGGAAAUUUUUGCUUUGCAAACAGAAAAAAUUUUUGCUUUUUCAUUUUCCAAUUGUGUGUCAUUAAAAUUUACAGAUAAAAAUUUCAAGCAACCAAAUUGUUUUUGAUUGAGCAUGCAUGCCUACCGUAUAUUGUUAUGAUAGCCGAUUUGAUGAUUCGCUCGAAAAGCAUAUGCUCACAGACUCAGUUCUGCCAUAUAAUAAACCGAUUGUUGACCUUGCUUGUUCGGUCUCUACUCUUUUUUGCAUGCACCUUGCUCCUGUUAUAAUUGUAUUGUAAUAUUUCACUAAAUUAAUUAAAUGUUUCUUAUGUCAGUAAUGAUGGGCAUAAUUUUAUAUCCUGUUGGAUAACACCACAUACAGUAUAGUGAUUGACUGAUCAGGGUAGAAAUUUACGCUAUUUCAUUAUUUUGUAAAUGGUGAUUUGCCUUACGGAUUAGUGAACUUCAUGAUCUCAGUAUUCUGUUUGUAUGGUUAGAAAAAAUUGUGGUUGGUAUCAAUUUAGAAUAUCACUGGUACAUUAUUGAGGAUAAUAUGAAUUUGUAGAUUUGCAUGUGCAUUUGAUAAUUUUUUGCAUGUUGAUUGUUGUUGUAUAAAUAUAAAAUGUUUGCUGUGUUUUUUUCCUUCUGAUCUUCAGUUCUGAGGUCUUGCAGCUUACUUCACAACUGUCAGAGUUACUUACUAGCCUGUGAACUACAGUAGCUCUAUGAGACAUAAAAAGAAUAGUGGAUCUUCAGACGGAAUAGUAAUUUUCAAAAUCUACCAUUCCAGUUGUGUAGUGGAAGUAAAUGUAAAUUUUGGCGCCUGCCAGUAAUGGUAUCAUACCGAUUUUUGCCAUCAGAAGCUAUGUUUCUGGUUUUGUAAAAUCAAUUGUUGAGACAAUGCACACUUUAAAACAUAGACCGAUUUUCAGAUUUUGGUUGGGGGUGGGGGGUAUUGCCAACAAGCUGCAUGCAGUAUUUAUCCAAUUAUCACAAUCACACUAUUAAUCCAAAGAGCAUUUAAAUUUCUGGGCUGUUAAAGAUUGAUAUCACCAUUACUCAGUUGACUGCCAUUGUGAUGUCAUUAUAAAAUUGGUGUUGGGUAGAUUGUUACAUGAAUAACUGGUAAUUUCUGAUUGUGGCACGAUAACUAAGUCAACUACUAAUAUUUAUUAUUGCAAUGCUUCAAUCCAUUUGCCCAGAUCUUCAUUAGUGCUAAUAAUAUAUUAUAUAUCAUACUAUUAGCACGCACUGAUAAAUAUGUGUAUUACUGCUAGCAGUGCUAGGAAUAUAUUAUAUACACAUAUAUUAUUGGCAUUGAUGAAGAUCUAGGUUUAUGGAUUGAAAGCUUUGCAAUAAUAAAUAUACAUGCCUUGGUCUUUUCCACAAACUAAAAGGAUAAUAUUGUUAUUCGCCAUUCAAACAUUCAAGGAAAACUUGAAUUUUCUGCCCAGCUAUUGUUUUAAACUAUACAUUUAACUAAUCCUAGGCCUAUUGUAUACACAGUGAAGCAUGGCUGUACUAGUAUAUAAUACAUGAAAUACAACACACAUUGAUCAAUUCAUUAAAUAUUAGAUUAUUUCAAUAUUUUUAUCCUUCCAGAGAUGUAAAACCGGACAAUAUGUUAUUGGAUAGUAAAGGUCAUGUCAAACUGGCUGACUUUGGAACCUGUAUGAAGAUGGACAAGGUAUACUCAAACUUUUAAGCAGUACCCAGGGUUCAAAAUUUGUACUAUCCUAGUAUCCUGAUAAUACCUGUUUCUAAUAUUGGACAUACUGUAUGCAGACCUAGUGCACCUGGGAUGUGUGCAGGUGGAGUGGCAAUUUUCCCUUUCACUAUUCAUUUCUUAUUUUUCUUAAUUUUUGCCUUUAACAAAAUAAUUUAGUUCUCAAAAUGCUGGAAGUGGGAUAUGAGGGGCGAGGGCUUCAAAAUGUUUUGUGGAAGCAUGCCCCUUGACUACCUAGAAAUGCACCCCCUCUGGAAUACCUGCACCCCUUAGCAAAUGAGGCCAUAUCUGCCCUUGGUUUUGGAUAGCAGAUGUGGAUACUGUGUGUUCUACACUUUAUUUGGAUAUCCAGGAAAUUCUUGCCUAAGCCAUUUUCAUAUCCACAUGUUCAGCCCUCAUAAUUCGCUUCAGCACUUGGCAAUUGCUGAGAAAAAUGCUAAGCAUAUUGAGAAUGUUCUGACUUGCUUCAUCAAGAUACUCUAACUACAACAGUCAGUUUAACAUUUGUAAUGUUGAAUUCUGUAAUUAGAUACAGUAGAGGAAUGGUUGUGGCUUUUAAGUUUUAAAUAAUAUAAACGGUUGAAAGCAUAUUAUCUUGUUUCGAUAAUUUGGAUACUACUUUUACUAUCAUUUUACUCUGUCUAAUGCCAUUGUGCCGGACUAUUUUACUUGUCAAGGGGAGAGGGCUAGUGCUCAAAGGGUUAAGAAAUGUUUGUGUCCAUACUAGAUACCCGAGAAAAACCCUGACACUACAGGCUUUCCAAAGUGAAAAAAUUCAGUGUACAGUAGUAUCAACCCUGAUAUUAUUUAGGAUGGUAUGGUUAGGUCCGAUACAGCAGUUGGAACACCAGAUUAUAUUUCACCAGAGGUAUGUUUGGUUUAACAAAUGCUCUCCUCCAGUGGAUAAAAUGAUUUACUGUAAUGACUUUUUUGUCAUCCAUGACCUUUGAACAACGUUUGAUUUUACUUGUUAAUGCUGCACGGUGCGAUAAUAUGCGUACUGGAGGUACGCUAAUAUUACAUUCUGUUCUGGUACUACUGUACCUGUAUGAACCGUAGUACUCUGGCUAUAUCUCAUUCUCGUACCCAGAGCCCUUCUUACGCACGGUGCGACGAGGGGCUCUGGCCAAAUCCAUAUUCCGAACAGGGAUCUGAUUGGCUAGUUCUAACAGCGGAUAUUGUUUUCUUACCAUGUUUUUAUGGUAUCCGGUUAUGGAUUUGCCAGAGCCCCUCGUCGCACCGCGCGUAAGAAGGGCUCUGGGUACGAGAAUGGCUAUAUCUGUGUACUUACUCUUUGUUGGUACUAUACGACCAGUAAACUCUCUAGGGCAUUCAAACCAUAGAUUUAACAUGUCCUGGCAUGAAACAUGAUUGGACUGGUGAUAUAAGAUGAGACAAAAGAAUGUUUGAGUCAACUGUUACUGUACAGCAUGUCUGUAUAUAUGCUGCGAUGCUGCUCCUUGUUCUAACUUGUAGAUUACUAAGAUUACUGAAUGAAUAACUUUUAGAAAACUGUGCUUUAUAUGCAUUUGUCUUCUAGACUACAGUAAGUACACCUUGAGUCUCAGUUUGUAUAGUGGCAAGUAUGUGGCAAUAAUCACAUGUACUGAAUACUUUAGGUGUUGAAAUCUCAAGGAGGUGAAGGUUAUUAUGGGAGAGAAUGUGAUUGGUGGUCUGUCGGAGUAUUUCUUUAUGAAAUGCUUGUGGGUAAGUUAGUUUAAGUUGUAUAUAACGUACCAUAUCAAACCUGCAAUUCACCCACCCGUCAGGUGUAACUCGAUUUUUUAACAAAUCUCCAGAUCACCUGAUCGAAUGUCAUACUCACACGAUUUUAUUGGGUUUUCGACUUAGAAUACAAACACUAUCGUGAUUAUUAAUAAUACAUGUAUUUUUCUAACAAAGCCAUUCUCUGCCAUUUCUAUUAGUUUUAAAUUUUUCUAGUUGUAAUGUUAAUAGCUUGCAUUCACUAAUCUCAACAUUGUUGUUGAAGUGGCUUCGGUGGCACAAUAGACCUUUCCCCUUAUGAGUGAAAUAUUGAUCUAGAUAUGCCUGGACAAAAAUUUCAUCACAGCUUGAAAGAUCAUCACAAAAUUAGUAAUAUUCUGAAGUUUCGUUGCGACAUGUUGUAAAAUGCGGAUAAUAUACAGUAGUCUUGCGAAGUUUGCAAUUUUCAGUCAUUUUGUAUUACAAAUGGGAAAUUGAUAAUCAGUUUGAUCAUCUGAUUAUCAAUUUCCCGUGCGUAAUCUAAAAUGAAUGAAAAUUGCAAACUUCGCAAGGCUAUAUUAUCCGCAUUUUACAACAUUUCGCAACGAAACGUCGAAUUACUAAUUUUGUGAUGAUCUUUCAAGCUGUGAUGAAUUUUUUGUCCAGCCAUAUCCAGAUCAAAAUUUCACUCAAAAGGGGAAAGGUCUAUUGUCGGAACAAGUGCCUUUCACCUCUCAGAUCAUGGGUUCGAUUCUCGCUGUGAACGCACGACACUUACUAUAUGUGAAAAGAGUCUGUCAACACUUUACCGAAAGUCGUAGUCGCACAGGGUGGGUUGGGAUAAGCCCCUAGCUGACCCUUCUAUCAUGGCUGCGCUCUCUGAUCAGACAUGCAUGAGUCAUUAACUGGCUGCCAGAGGCACCCUUACAAAGUCAGGUUGAGCUCCUAGUUGCAAGUUUACAAGGAUGAUUAGCACUCCCCGACUUGCUUUGCUCACAAUUUCAUACAAAUUUGUUUUUUGGUGACUUUGGUCUCUUAGAAAAUCCAUUUAAGGUGGCUCGAUACAGUUUUCAAAAAUUCAGUUGUUCAACACUUUGAAAUGUUCAAACUACGCAUUUUUGGGAUUUAUUCAGCAGAUAUUUUUUUUUUUUUACAUAUUUUGAUAUCUCUACUUUCAAAUUAUAUUAGUUUCAGUAACAGAUAUUUCGUUGCUAUGACAACAUACGUGUACAAAAUUUACUCCAAAAUGGCAUAUCGUCUGGUAUAGCUGGAAAAGAAGCAUGGUGACCCCCAAAUCUUUUUCGUGCAUUAUUUUACUUGGACGAAAAGCUAACAAUUAGCAAAAUAUUAAAAAAAUCUGUAAUGCCAUUUUUCUGGAAAAUACGAAAAUGUCGUACUCUUCGGUAAAAUAUUUUUGGCAUUACAGAAUUUUUUUAUUUUUUGUAUAAUGAAAGUUUUUAGCGGUGCAAUACAGCAUGUAAAAUUUGAACAUAGGUCACCAGACAAAAUAGAGAGAUAUAGCGCAUUGUUUUUCUAAAAUGAAAAAUUCUAAUGACGUCAGCAAUUGACAUAAAACACUCUAGAACACGCGCAAUAACGUGGGAUGGCGCGAGCAAAUGCUCACGUCAGGUCAUUUUGGAAGUUCUUUCAUUUUGUUAAUCAGUUUCCGCGACCUGCGCGUGAGAAUGGUCACCCAGUUUUGUUCGCAAUUCUUGAGCAAAGUUUUUGUGAUAACUAUGUCGAGCCACCUUAAGGUGAUUUGGGAAAUUUUCAAAAAAUCUCCAAAUUUUGUAAAGAUUUUCUUCUGGCAACGGUUGGCAGGUCUGAACAAAGAUCUACCUUAACUUUAUGGCUACUAGCAAACACGUGCUAAAAUUUUACGAGUUUGCGAGCGUUAUAUUCGAGGCCAAUGUUACCGGAAAAAUGUGUAUGCCAGAUUUUUGAGACAUUCUUUAUGUUUUUAGGUGAUACGCCUUUUUAUGCAGAUUCCUUAGUUGGUACCUACAGUAAGUAAUUCACAAUUAUUAAUUCAUGAAUUCGUGCCCCUGCGAAAGAGAAACAUAUUUGUGCACGGGAUAUAACCUCCAUAUGCACCUGUCAUACUGAAACAGGCAAACAUGAAAACGAGGCCAUUGGAACAAAAGUGUACUGUAAUAAACAGUGACGUUUAUGCCAUUGCUAGACCGCUUUUGUAUUGUUCUUAUUUCAGGUAAAAUUAUGGACCACAAGAACUCUCUUCAGUUUCCAGAUGAUAUAGAAAUUUCUCCUGGUGCUAAGAAUUUGAUACAGGCCUUCCUCUGUGACAGGUAUAGCACAGUAUCACAAACCUUUGGGGGGUUUAGUCGAGGAAGAACUCGAGCCUAUCAUAUUGAUACCUAUUCAGGCGGGUUCCAAAAAUCUCCAGAUUGUACACACAGUCCUCACGAAUCGCGAUAGAUCGUGAGGACGACGUCUUAAAUUAAAGACCGAGACUCAUCGGACGCGAUUCGACAAUGCGGCGCAAUUUUUCGAUUUUCAUUGACCGAUAACUUUGAUCCUGGUUUAUAAGGAAGUUAUAAGGAAGAAAUGCAGUGCUGUUGAAUAUAAAACAAUACAGUCGUGUUAAAAUACUUGGUCUAACGUUUCAGUCUAUAAUGGCAAGUUCAUGAUGCAUACAUGUAUUAAAGCCAAACUGGGUUAGGCCAACAGAUGCUUAUACGUAAUUCGAGGCUUGAGAAAAGAAGGAUACAAUCAUAAACUUAGUUUUAAAAUCUGUCGUAUUAUCGAAACUAACCUAUGCCCUCACGGUUUAUGGAGCUUGUAACGCUGACUGAGUUGAACGAGUUUGAACAGAUAUUUUAGAAGGCAUUAUACCUCAAAACUGUUCAAUAUCCAUGAACUUAUGGAACAGUUUGAUAAAAGACUGUUUCAUAAAAUUAGAGUAAAUGUCUACCACCCACUAGAUUCACUUCUCCCUAAGGUCAAUGACUCGUCGCUGCGUUUACGACAAAGAACAAGUUAAUUGCCCCAAAUGAAUACUGAACGCUUCAAAAACAGUUUUGUAAAUAGAUUAUAUUUUAGAUAUAAGCUGACAGUCUAGUGGAUUCAAAUCAACUUUUACCUUUAACUUUAAAGAUGUACAGUGUAUGUAUAUAUAUUUAUAUAUAAUAUUAAUUUUGUAACUUUUGAUAUGUAUUUUUAUCAAAUGAAUAAAGACUUAUUAUUAUUAUUGUUUUUCAAAUAUUUAAUAGAAGCGCUAAAAAAACUGAAAAACGCGCCGCGUUAUCGAAUCUCAUCCGGUGUGUCUCGACCUUAAGUUGAAGCCAAAUAGAAAAUGUGGACGCCCAAAUUCCAUACUUUGCCGCUGUAGGGAUGUGCCGGAUCAGGUAUCCGAUAUCCAAUAAAACAUAGACAUCCAGCAGUAUACGGUAUCCAGUAAAAUUUUGCCAGAUACAUGUAUUUACCGUAUUGCACUGGAACUUUUAUUAGAACCAUGCAUGAAACUGGAGAAAAUAGUUCUUUGUGUGUUAAGAAAUUGUGUGCAAGGAACAUCUCGUGUGCAGAAAAUACUUUCGUGGUGUAAACUGCUCUAGAUUGACCGCUGAAUCCUGUGCCACAGAUAUUUAUGCUUGUUAUAUCAAGAGAUAAAUUUAUGCACAUAGUAAAACAAUGGACUAUAUAUUUAUUUUUUUUGUGGGGGGGAACUAGUGAAGUAUUGUCCAAGUAUCACAAUUGGUAUCCGGUUGUAGUUUUUCUCUGACUGGUAUCCUGCAACUAGGGUCUCACAAAACCCAGGGUCUCCGCCAGGUAGCGAUGUGCCGUAUUUUAUAUUCAAACUACAUGUAAAAGAUCGAAAAUGCUUCUAAGUUUUCAAGUGAAAGCCGUUCUUUCGUUAUUGUCAAUUCUAGGACGGUACGUAUUGGUCAGAAAGGAGUCGAUGAGAUCAGGAAACAGAGAUUUUUUAAGAAUGAGCAAUGGACCUGGGAGAACAUCAGAGAUAGUAAGUUUGUUUUAAUUUUAUCCAAGUAGUGUAUAGAUGUAGUAAAAUAAUGAAGUGUUGUAGGGUACAUUAGGCUGUAAUGCUACUUAAAUGGUUGUAUGGACAACCCGUCUUACGGAUACCUCUUUUAAUACGAACACCUCUUUAAUACGAACACCUCUCUAAUAUGGACAUCUCUCUAAUAUGGACAUCUCUCUGAUAUAUAUUAUAUGGACAACCCUCCUUAUAGACACCUCUAAUACCGAUACCUCGCCAAUACGAACACCUCUCUAAUAUGGACAUCUCUCUAAUACCUACACCUCUCUAAUACAGACGCCUUUCUAAUACAGACGCUUCUGUACUACGAACAUCUCUAAUACCGAUCACAAAGCAGACACGUCUAGAACAGGGACUUUGCUCUAUCCUUUUGGUGUUCGUAGUAAAGAAGAUCGACUGUACAGUAUACUGCAUCGUGGGAUUUGAAAAUCUUACACAAAAUCAGAUUCUAAUUUAAUGGUAAACAUAAGUUAAAUAACUUUAUUUCAUAUUUGUCUCAGUGGUAGCUCCAGUUGUGCCAGAACUUGAUUCAGAUAUCGAUACAACAAACUUUGAUGAUAUUGCUGAUCCUGAAGGUGGAGAAGAAACCUUUGCUGUCACUAAGGUAUGAAUCUGGUGUUGCACGUAUGAAAUAUUGCAUUCCAAACACGUUGAGACCGAGUACUAUUAUUUUAUUAAUAAUAUACAUAGAAAUAUUACUCGACUGUGAUUGGUUGGUUUCAGUGCAUUUAAUCCCAAACAGCUGUGCAAAAAUCUGUAACAACAGUGCAAAAAUCUGUAACAAACUGAUCUGAUUGCAGGUGGAAAAACAUUGUGAUCAUAAAAUCAACCAAUCAAUUUAAAGCAGUUUAGUUUAAAGAAGUAAACGGUCACAGAUUGCUUCAAAACAAAACAAACAUGGCGCCGCGCUACAUAAAGUAAAAGUUGCCUUCGCGUGGAAAAUUUGGCUUUUAUCUUUAUUUUUAAACGGAAAAGCGUUUACCUUAAACAAGACUAACAAAAAUUUCAUAGUUGAGUGGAAUUUUCAAGCUGUUAGCGUUGUAUAAUGUGUUAUAACAAAGCCAGGAAAACUUUGCCAGUGGAAUGUUCGCUAUAUUAAACGCGUAAGUUAAUAAAACUACAAUUGUCUCGAACAUUUUUAUGUAAAUUAUUAAUAAGUAAUAGCAUGGUUUCUCGUGAAAUUUGGAUAAACAUGCAGUCGUGAGUUUUUCAAAGACCUCAAAUAGCACUCGUCCUUCGGACUCGUGCUAUUUUGAGGUCUUUGAAAAACUCACUCGUGCAUGUUAUAUCCAAAUUGCACUCGAAACCAUGCUAUUACCUAUACUAAUGUAUAUCGUAUUCAUACAUGAGGUAGACAUGAAAUGAACGACAUGGUACUACGGCCUACUUCAUUAAUGCAGAAUUUGAAACCGGGCUGGCUCGUUUCUCAUAUGGAUACCAUUUGAAUUUUAUGCGCGUUACCAAAGGGCGUGCGGAUUUGACUCCGAUGAGUUUCUAGCUAGGCUCGUAUGAACAGUCUCCGAGAUACUACAGUAUAUACUAAAGGUGUGUAAAUCGGAUUCGUUCGGAUUUCGGAACCAAAAUAUUCAUAUUGGAUCGGAUUGAUAAAGUUGUUUCGUAGUCGGAUCGGAUCGGACUUCGAUAUCCGAAAUAAAAUGAAUUAAUUAUCCACGCAUUACCGCAAUAAUUAAUUAUCCAUGCAUUUAUCAAAGCAUUAUCGCGGUUGUUGCUGCAUUUUUUGUUUGAUACAGUACUUCAAUGGGACUUUUAUAUUUAUUUGGUUAAAUAUUUCAACUUGAAGGGGAAUUUUAUUAAAGAAUUCUUCGGAUCGGAUCGGAUUGGAAUUCUUUAUCAAAACUCGGAUUCGGAUUAGACAAUUUCGGAUAGGAUUUUAAACAUUAGGCAAUUGUCGGAUUAUAAACGUUCAAUCCGAUCCGAUGCACACCUCUACUAUAUACUAUAUAAACUAUACUUUAGGCCUUACCUAAUGUGGUUCCACUUCAGGCUUUUGCUGGGAACAAUUUACCUUUCAUUGGAUUCACGUAUUCAUGCGACUACGAGUAAGUCAUCUGUAAUUCAUGUUGCAAUUUUUGUAGAUACAUCGAUAGUGUCUAUUUUGUACUGUGUAUAAUGUGUCAUUCUGAGUAUUUGACUUCAAAGUUUUAGAAAUACUGUAGUUCAUUGGGAAAUAAUUCUUUUCUCUAUUAUAUAGGUAUUCAAUUGGUAAAGGAAAAGCUGGUUCAGUAAAGAAACCUCCAGAUUCUGUGGUGAGGACUUAUACUUUAUUAUUACUGUAUAUAUUCAAACUUUAUUGGUUGGUCAACAGUCCCCGUCUGAUCCUCAAUAUGGCCGAUUCACACUACACAGUUUGCCUAAAACUGUCGCAUACUGUACAACCUGUUUGCCUAACUUUGAGUUUUACUUGGCAAAUCUAAUACACAAUUCACCUACACGUUGUCGUACGUGAGUUAUGUGCUUCAUUUACACAAUAGAGCGUUUGCACUCAAUCCCCAGGGACCAACUUGGCAAAUUUCUCGACCAUGUUGGUGUUCCAGACAAAAUAGUCUAAUUAAAAUUCUUUUGAAUUGGAACACCAACAUGGCGGCUGUGACGUCAUGUGCAAACGCUCUAUAUACAUCUAAAGUUGUAAGCGGGUUGUCUGCGACAGUUUCGGGAAAAGAAGUUGUGUACGCCAUGUUCUUAUGCCAUCAUGUACUGACGCUAAACACAAUUCGUACCCGUGGCUAAAUUGACGACACAAUUUGUGAAAAGUCCCGUAGUAAAAGAAACGACGAGAUUAGGCGUGUGUACGGGAUGGCGCAAGAAAAUGGCUAUAGUCUGGUGAAUUCGAUCAGGAUUCCUGGUUAAAAUAUUCCUUGUUAAAAAUAUUGACCUAGGUGUAAAAAAUUCUUGAUAUCUCAUCCUCAUCCAAUAAUUGUUUAUCACAUGCAUUUUGACCGGUUGUUCAUCUUAGGAUUAUGGUGCUAGUGGUUACUACAAUGCAGGGCAG